UCUGACGGCUUUUGAACACGUGCUCCGCCGCCGAAGACUGAGGCAGAAAUUCAGCGAAGCCGCACGCCGCCGACCGCUGGAGCUGCUGCGGGAGUGUGGUGGGCGACCUGGACCAGCACACCAGAUAGCGGGGAGAUGGGAUGCGUAUGGCCAGGAUCUUCUCUAUCUCGCGGGAAGGUGUAGAUGCAGUAUGAGCGGCGGGGAGGCCCGAGCCGGCGACGCGGCGGCCGCUGCUCACAUGAGGCUGGUAUGGCUGGUGCCGGAGCCUCAAGAGGCGGCGCUGUCACAACAGAUGCAGUUCAUCCGAAACAUGGCACACCCGCGGCAUCAGGGAAGAGAGAGUGCGCUGAGUCACCAUCAGGUACACGACAUGACUCACGUGCUGCAGAUGGCACGGGACGCCCAGGCAACACAGCAACAACACCAACAGAAAGAACAGCAACAACAGCAGGAACAACAGAAGCAGCAAAAGCAGCAGCAACAGCAGAAACUGCAACAACACCAUAAGCAACAGCAAAUCAAGCAGCAGCAGCAGCAGCAGCAGCAGCAGCAGAAACAGCAGCAGCAGCGACAGCAGCAGCAGCGACAGCAACAGCAGCGACAGCAACAACAGCGACAGCAACAGCAGCGGCAACAGCAACUGCAGCAGCAGUUACAACAACAGCAACAACAACCGCAACAGCAGCAACAACAGCAAAAACAGCAACAACCGCAACAGCAGCAGCAGCAACAGGAAGUGCAACAGCAGCUGCGUCAGCAACAAGAGAUGAAUGACCCCGUGCCAGCACAACAGGGACAAGAUCAUGACGCAUCUCCAACGCAGCGGAAACAGCAGCAGCAACAGCAACAACAACAACAACAACAACAACAACAACAACAACAACAACAGCAGCAGCAGCACCACCACCACCAGCGUGACGCACCACAGGAGUCUCAUGACGUGCAUUAUCACAUCAUCUCAGCAGGACGCCGCUAUCCACAUGAAAGGCCUCCAGGAGCCGCGGGCCCCGGGGCGCCGCUGCCCCUUCCACUGGCCACACACCCACUACUCCACGUGGAUAAGUUCAAACCCUCGCACGGCCACCACUACCAGAAGGUCGUCACUGGCCAUACUCGUAACGCAGCGAGCCUCCUUCAGGUGUGUGGCAGCAACAGCGGAGGCAGGAAGGCUCGCUCCUCCUACACCGUCCAACAGCUGCAGAUUCUCAACCGCCGUUUUCUGAGGAGUAUGUACCUGGCGCAGCACGAACGCUCAGAGCUGGCCGCCAUGGUGGGGCUCUCUGAAACCCAGGUAAAGAUCUGGUUCCAAAACCGUCGAUCGAAGUACAAGAAGCACAUCCGGGCUGGCCAUCGUCGCUCCCACCACGGCAAGAGCUCCCCAUCGCAGGGCCCUCCGCGCGUGCACCGCAAGUUGAAAUCGCCCUCGCCGUCCGUUAGUAGUUCCGGGAGCGUGCUGACGAUGCGAGCCGUCCCUUACACGGUCCCGGCCCCAUCCUCUUACUACGAGUACCCGCUCCCGAUGACGGCCAUGUACGGCGGUGUGCCAUUCCCGCUGUCUCAGAUCAGUCCGCCAUUGCUGCUGAGCCAAGACUCCCGUCCAAUCCCCCCUGUUACCUCCGUGGAUUCCACGUCGCUGGCCGGCGCCCCCUCUGUCGCCACUGUUGCACCUUCUGUUUCUGACCUGACAGCACAGCACAGCUCCGCCACAUGUGUGCCCCAUUUAGGCCACAAAAAUUAUGUCUUGCAAACCUCAAGAAUGAUGCCCAACCCCCAGAGGUUUGAUCAUUAUGGCGCGGGGUUGGCAGCGUCCACCGCCAAUAGAAGUAUGGACUGUGAAUCUUUUGUUGACAAGACAGACACGACGAUAAAAACAGAUUAUGUGUCUGUAUCUCACAAUGCACAAGGUGUGGCUGCAGGCCAGAAUCCACCUGACACACAGGAGUCGCCUACUCAGGCUGACAGCCAACCAAACCAACAACUGGCGGAGUUGAAUCAAAGUAUGAAAAAGCGCAGCGAAGUAUGGAUCAGCAACGCAGCUUUAAAUCACUCGUACGUUCCCGAGCUGCCUCAGCCCUGGGCAUCGGGUGUGUGUCAGGCCGGCAACCAAGUGCUAGGCCGGGAGUCAUGUCUUGAUGUCAGGGAAAAGUUUAUCCCUAACCUGUACAGCAAAGCGUUUCAGCCCGCAUACAUUCCCUCAGGCACCUUCAUCUACGCGUCGCCUGGGGACAAGUUCCCCGCAAGCCAAACUUCAUCCGCCCUGGACACAACUACCGUCACCAAAGCCAAAAGUGACAACACUACCACUUCUUUCUCAUCCCCUUCUUCAGUGAAAUCCUCCCCUUUUCCUACUCCUCCCUUUCCUUCAACCACCUCCACGCCCAUCAGCCCCAACACCUCAGUCUCCACCACUCUAAUUAACCCCUUGACCCUCUUGGCGGAGACCGAGGAAUGUGACACGGACGGUUUCCCCGCCGUGGACGACACUGAUGAGUCUGAGCUUUCCGCCCUCGACUUAGUGAUGCUGAGUGACCACCAGCCCGCCAAGAUGGAGCGAGGAGGGGUCGAGUGGGAAUAGACUUUACUGAAUAUAACAUUACGAAAAGAAUGUUGUUGUUUUCUUAGUAUAUACAAACAUGGUAUAUUCGUAUAAUUUAUCAUUCCUCAAAGAUAUUCUUAUCUUUACCGUAAACUUGUGUUUGUUUCUUAAGUCGCUGUAAGUCUGAAAAAAUUAAAGCGUACGAAACUGGAAAUGUGAUAACACACACACACACACACACACACACACACACACAAUACGCAUAUAAUAAGAAAAAAUUGUUUUGUUUUACUUUUAAACAUCAAACAACCAUAUGCAUCUUUGUUCUCAGUAUUUUGUAUGUUCGAAUUCUGUAGUUAUAAACUACUUAGUUGUGAUUGUUAAUUUUAUACAUGUAGAAGAUUGUAAGUUACUGUUGCUGCCCAGUGGUGGGCAGGUGUGUGUAAAACAAGAAAAUCAAUAAAACUUUUCUUUCUAA
Molecule: messenger RNA, 3014 nt
Organism: Scylla paramamosain (green mud crab)
Lineage: Eukaryota; Metazoa; Arthropoda; Malacostraca; Decapoda; Portunidae
Product: transcription factor sma-9-like
Exons: 7
Coding region: 191-2575 (794 amino acids)
Biological process (GO): regulation of transcription by RNA polymerase II
Molecular function (GO): DNA-binding transcription factor activity, RNA polymerase II-specific; RNA polymerase II cis-regulatory region sequence-specific DNA binding
Source: RefSeq, a predicted model, not a curated record